Molecule: messenger RNA, 1293 nt
Organism: Orbicella faveolata
Lineage: Eukaryota; Metazoa; Cnidaria; Anthozoa; Scleractinia; Merulinidae
Product: origin recognition complex subunit 6-like
Biological process (GO): DNA replication initiation; DNA replication
Cellular component (GO): nuclear origin of replication recognition complex
Molecular function (GO): DNA binding
Source: RefSeq, a predicted model, not a curated record
GAAAUCUAGGCACUAGCAUUUUCUUAACCGACGGAGAGCUGGGUACCAUCGAAGCUUUUUGCCGCGAAAAUUUCCAACUGGACAACUAGAAGACGACAAAAUGGCGAAUGAAACUCUUCGAUCUUUAUCUAAAAGGCUUGGAAUAACGACAGUAGAUGUUUCAAAGAAGGGUUCUGAAUUUGAGCGCUUGAUGGACGUUCGUGGUUGUUCCUUGACUUUAACUAGCGUGGCUAAAUCUGUGAUCUGCCUCGAGAUUGCUGCGAAUAAUUCCCAAGUUCCCGUGGACAAGAAUGUGGCAAUUCGUCUCUCUGGGAUGACCAAGAAAGCAUACAUCCAUGCUUUCAAAACAAUAGAGUGUCUGUUAGGGAAGAAAAAGGAAUUUACCAUCAAAGAUCUUGCGGUGCAAUUUGGUUGCAUGGAGGCUUCAAACUUGGCUCAGCAAAUCCAUCAGAGGUAUAAACAAGAUUUUGUUCAAGAAGCUGAAGACAUCAGUCAUCCAAUCUUUGUAGCGACUGCAUUAUAUACUGCUUGCAAGUACAAAAAGAUCAAAAUAGACAAGAACAAGUUACUGAACAUGUUGGCUACUAAGAGGUCAACAUUUGACAGUCUGCAUAAGAAGAUGGAGAAAAUACCUGACAUGUUGGAAUGUGUUGAAAGCAGUAAAAGAUCAACAAAAAGAGGUUAUGGACUUCUCGGGAAAGUGAAUGAAAUAAUUGAAACUCAACCUCAUUCAUCAAAACAAUCAAAGGAAGACGAUGAAGAGGCAAACGCAGAGGACAGAGAUUAUGAAGAAUGGAAGAAGAGAAUUCUUGAAUCUGCAGCGAAAGCCAUGGCGUCUACGGGAAAGAAAAACAACGAAAAGAGUAACUCAUAAUAUUUUGCAAUUCAUACAUUGAGAUGUUACAAUUCAAUUUGUUGUAGAACGCUGUUGCUGUGACUUAUUCGAACUGAGCAGUUAUAUGGGUCGUAUGUCUUCCUCUUUUUUUCUGUCUCUUCUGCCUUCAACGAUUUUCGCUUAGAUAUCUGGGAUCUGGUAAGUCGCGUGAUUUUCCUAAACCAAUCAAAGAAAGGACGCAGUUUUCUCAGCCAAUGAUCUGCGACUUGCCUUGUUGCAUCUACCAGCCGUGCAUAACAGGUCACUCCAUAAAGCUGAUGAAGACAGAUAAAGGGAAAGUAAAGACAGCUUAGACUCCGUCCACACUGCUUGAGUUUUCACUCUGGAGAUGCGUCAAAUGUUUUCCGUCCACACUACGCAGGAGAAAGUUGAAAACGCCACAAUCAACGGUCAUUUUG